Rhodamnia argentea is the source of this 841-nucleotide messenger RNA. RefSeq lists its product as uncharacterized. The record is from RefSeq and is a predicted model, not a curated record. Gene Ontology annotation, molecular function: ribonuclease III activity; double-stranded RNA binding. Lineage: Eukaryota; Viridiplantae; Streptophyta; Magnoliopsida; Myrtales; Myrtaceae. The transcript is spliced from 4 exons. Gene Ontology annotation, cellular component: nucleus. Bases 1 to 759 code for a protein of 252 amino acids. Gene Ontology annotation, biological process: rRNA processing; regulation of gene expression.
AUGACUGAUAGUUAUUCUCAACUAUAUGGAACCACUAAAUUGAUUGAGGAAUAUGAAGAUAGGAGGUAUGAAGGUGCAACUGGAAAACAGGAUGAUGCAGUUUUUUGCAAGUCUAUUCUUAAUGAAUAUGCAGCCAAGAUGAACAUGGAAAUGCCCAAUUACACAACUAUUCAGCCACAAGGGGCAGUUCCAGUUUUUAUAUCCUCUUUGGUUUUCAAUGGUGUAACUUGCACUGGCGGCCUGGGUACAAGCAAAAAGGAGGCUGAACGAUUGGCGGCCCGUGCUGCCAUUCAAUCCCUAUAUGAUGAUAGCAAGUCAAAAAUGGUUCUUUCGAAUACAAUCAAGUCUAAGCAGGAACUUUAUGCUGCAUACCGGGGGACUAAACAUUCAUAUCCUGUUGGAGCGAAUGCGGGAGGCAAUUCUGAAACCUCAAAUACCGAGCAUAGGGAAGCUUUAGCCUCUGGACCAGCUAAUUAUAUCCUUAGUUGUGCUAUUCCCAAGGCAUGCUCGGAGGUACCUGCACCACGUCAUUUGCCCCAAUUACCAAGUGCAGUGGCUAGAGCAUCCUCUGCAGUAGGGAAUUCCUUGAUCUCCUUUGUUCCUGCGACUACCGAACAGCAGCCCAUUGCUGCUAUGAGUUCUGGUAGAAAGCGACGUAAGAACAAGAAAAAGGCCAAUAAGAAACCGCGUGUUGAUCCUCAGUUACCCAAUGCUGUCAUGCCCUUUGACCAAGCCCCGCCUUGUUCUGUUGCAAAGUAGAUGGAAUAAAUGUAUGCACUUUCUAGCUAGACAUUAGUUUCUAAGGCUUGGCAUCGGGGCUCUCUCUUUUGAGCGGUAUGCA